Wyeomyia smithii (pitcher-plant mosquito) is the source of this 3144-nucleotide messenger RNA. It is a transcript of the gene WASp, whose product is annotated as actin nucleation-promoting factor WASL. Gene Ontology annotation, biological process: actin filament polymerization. NCBI's taxonomy places the organism in Eukaryota, Metazoa, Arthropoda, Insecta, Diptera, Culicidae. Gene Ontology annotation, molecular function: actin binding; microtubule binding. The coding region runs from base 509 to 2077 and encodes 522 amino acids. The transcript is spliced from 10 exons. The record is from RefSeq and is a predicted model, not a curated record. Gene Ontology annotation, cellular component: actin filament; cytoplasm.
AAUCGCUGCCAUCUGUCAUCCACGGUGCACAGAGCCAGUGAGCAGAGAACAGUGAAGAGUGUGUCGAUUGAAGAAAAAUCCAUCCCCGUCCGCAGACGGAACCCAUUCGAAUGGUAUCAUUUCCCGAGGCAGCACACGAUUAAUCACAGAUCAGACAGACAGGGUUAAAAAAAAGUUAACUGCAGAAGGAAGACUGUAAAAUUUUACAAUAGUUGUGCGGUUUUUUUGUGGUGUCGAACAAAACCUAUUUCUUAGUUGAAAGUCUGGACCGGAUCUUCAAUAUUUUGUUUCGCACAAUCGGAACGUAAUUAUAAAAACAACAGCAGAUUUUACAGUUCACCAUUAUUAUGCAACUGCCCAGAAAGAACAAUAAUUAAGUGUUUAUCUGGCGUUCGAGGGAAGAGCCCACAAUAAUUAAGACACCAGAAUUACCGGAGUGGAGAAUCGAUUCUGGUUCGUUGUUGUCCAGUAGUGAGUGUGAUCUGUGGCCGCGAAGAAGAGCUUCACGAUGAAGCAGCCAGCAUCGGUGGAAGCCGCUAGCAAGGCCAACCGACCGAGCCAGCUGCUGACCAACGACGAAAACGAGCAACUGUUCAGCCUGAUUGGAAGACGUUGUCAGACCCAAUGCACCGCCGUGGUGCAGCUGUACAUGACGCAAUCGCCGGCGCACGCUUCCUGGGUCAAGCGGUGGACCGGGGCGCUCUGCUUCAUCAAGGAUAACAUCCGCAAGUCGUACUUCUUCCGGCUGUACUGUCUGAAAACGAACCGCCUGGUGUGGGAGCAGGAGCUGUACGACAAGAUCGAGGUCACCAAACCGAAGCCGUUUUUGAUCGUUUUCGAGGGCCAGGAUGGUAUAGUGGCCUUCAACUUCGCAACGGAAGAAGAGGCGGCGGCUUUCAUGAGUACGACUGCGUCGACGAUUAUCAAUCGGAACCGGCGAAGAGAUGAUCGUCUAAAACGAAACAGCACCCGUAAAGAUCCACCACCGGCCCGACCGCCCCCCGUUUCGAACCAAAACAAUGCCUUCAACGAUAACACCGUGACGCUGCGCCACAAGCCGUCAUUUGCGACUCAACAAGCGAUUCCGAAUGCUGGCUUCCAGCUGCAACAACAACAGCAGCAGCAGCAACACUACCAGAAAGCUAAAAACAAAGGAAAAGCACGCCUACGCAAGGAGGACAUAGGAAUGCCAUCGAACUUCAAGCACCUGACGCACGUCGGCUGGAGCCCAACCAGCGGAUUCGAUCUAAGCGGCGAAGAGGAAACGCUCAAACCCUUCCUUGUGAAGGCAGGCGUGAGGGACCAACAUUUGAAAGAUCGCGAAACUCGUGAGUUUAUCUAUGACUUUAUUCAGAAUCACAAGGUGCUUGAUACGAUGAAGCACGAGCAGAGUGGCAAUCGGAAGCAGAAACCACCGGCACCGCCACCGGUUCCAAUUAGGAACCACCAGGAGCAGCAACAACAGCAAAUCAACGGUAACAAUCAACAGCGAAACCCACCGCCACCGCCUCCCAACAGAACGCUACCGCCGCUCCCGGCUACGACCCCACCAAAGGUAAAUCAAGCGCCUUCCCGACCGCCUCCAAUGCAGCAACAGCUGGUGACUCCACCGGCAGCAGCACCCACUCCGGGACCACCUCCUCCUCCACCACCACCGCCAGUCUCUUCCGGAGCGGUUCCGCCUCCACCGCCACCAAUGAUGGCCCCAUCGUCGCAAAAAUCACCAGCCCCGCCGAUAGUCGCUGAUGACAGUCGGUCGGCACUGUUGGAAAGCAUCCGUAAAGGAGCAACGCUAAAAAAAGUGGACCAAAGUGCGCUGAGCACCGGCAGCGGGGGUGACCCCCGCAGUGGUCUGCUAUCGCAGAUCCGCGACGGUAUCGAGCUGCGACCGGUUGCCGAUCGAGAGCAGAACGCUGCCGUCGAUCGGAGCAGCGGAAGCGGGGGCAGUGGCGACUGUGGCACCGAUGCCCUGGCGGACGCCUUGCGGCGAGCGCUGGCUGAACGAGGCCGUGUCAUUCGGUCUUCGGAUGAGGACGAUAGUGACUCGAAUUCGGCGAACGACGACUGGGAUGAUUAAGAAGAAGGGGGUGAGUUGUUUGUUUUAUUAUUUAUUUUUUUUUUUUUGCAAGUCAAGGGAAAACGCGGUGCCAAAUGUUAUGAGAAAAGGAGGCAGGACUGUGGAACGAAACAGGUUACCGGACAGUAGAAGAUGCAAAUGUUCAGAAGUAUUAGGUUAGGAUCAAAGUUGUACAUUUAAGGGGGCACAGAGAUGCGUUUCUGUGGGAUGUAUUUUCUAGCAAUAAUAGGUCAUUUUCAUUACGAUAUUCACUGUUAUUUUCAACGUUAAUCAACAAAUCUAAAGUUUGCUAUCAUGAUCGCAGAUUUGAAUUGUUUCUGUUUUUAAUUGGGUGUAACCAAGAAGAAGAAAAAACGAAAGCUAGGGUUUCGGCAAACUUACGGUUUUGUUGAUUAGACAAAUCACAACAAUGGAAACCAAGCAAAGCAUGAAAGCAUGCCCAAAACGUGCAGUACGCGUUUACUAGUAAAAAUGGAAAGCGUUUUUUUCUUCUUUCGUUAGCUCUGCCGAAUUAGCCAAAUUGAACGAUUAGGUUUCGCUCUCGUUAAACCUACACCACGUGAGUAGUUUUCGUCAGAUGGGGGAAGCGCGUAGAAAUUGGAAAAAAAAAAACAUAAUUGCACUUCCUUGCAGUAACCUUGCUCUGUUUCCUCUCGUGUAAUGCAAAAAGAAUUACGAGCACCCGGUUAGUAGACUGAUACACGCACGUAGCACAAAACUACUUAGAGCGCAACCCGAUCUAGACUCGAAUUGACAGGGUACAUACAAUAAUCGCCUAAAACUUAACUUCCUUAGCAGUCAUCAUAACAGUAGUCACUGGAUAAAUUUGUUGGUUUAGCUGUGAGUAUAUAUGUUGUAGGUUAUCCAGUAAACAAGUGAGAUAAAAGUAAUCCUAUAGGCAAAGACACAUAUUUAGAAUUGCUCUUAUUCUGUUUUUCCAUUCUAUUAUAUUCUUUUAGUGUUGUGCUACAAUUUUAUCACCUGUUUAUCUGUGACCUUCGUCCUACUUCCAGUAACGAUUAGAAUUGCGAUUAAAACUUUACACCUAGUUAUUCUGUUAUUUCUCA